Messenger RNA from Zingiber officinale, 726 nucleotides. RefSeq lists its product as uncharacterized. The record is from RefSeq and is a predicted model, not a curated record. The coding region runs from base 11 to 370 and encodes 119 amino acids. The transcript is spliced from 4 exons. NCBI's taxonomy places the organism in Eukaryota, Viridiplantae, Streptophyta, Magnoliopsida, Zingiberales, Zingiberaceae.
AGAACCAGUGAUGGGAGCAAGACCCCCGUCAUCUAUUCUCCGUUAUGUUCCGGCUAUGGGUCUCGUUUGGAAUGAGCCGCCGUUGGUUUUAUGGUUUACGCCUCGUUUCGGUCGUGCGUUGUCCCGUUAUCAUCAGGGAGUUGCAUUUGGAUGCUUCGAUCUGCAUGGUGGCACAACUUUUGCUUUAGUUUCUGCACAUAGGAGUGAGCUACCUUCCCUUCCCUUCCAUGGAACAAAAACGAGACAACCCUCUGAUUUACAGGAUGUCUUAGCAGCUGCUAAGAAGUCUGCAGCUCAAACAGCAGAACAUGCAAUAAACCUUGCUGAGGUUAAAAUCAAUGAGCUUGUCACGAAGAUGAGUUCUACCUGAUGCUACACUUCAUCCGCAGCACUCUUUAGUGGUACCAUAAUGACAAUAUUGCAGCGUAUGAUCAGGAAUUGAAAUCAGAGACCACAACCAUACUUCUGGGGCAUAUCUGCACUCCUCUCAUGUGCCGCAGCACUUGCCUUCUCUAGAGGAAGAUCCAUAUUUUCCAUACCCCGACUUGUUCUCAUCGAAUUCAUUCAUCCCUAGCUAUGAUUGAAUUCUUUUGUUUGUUGAACAAAUACUGGUUUAUAGCACCCUUCCAUUACUUUGUUGGUAUAAUAGAGAGCUUGUACUCGGUGCACUUGUACUGUGUGUAUAAGAAAUAAAGCUAUGCAAUGUGUUUAUGAUGCAGAAUUCUA